GCAGGCACAUUAGCAGGCACUAUGGAUUUCGGGCUUAUUGCUAUGGUUAUUGAUAACAUUUCGUAUGGAUGUCAAAUAUGGCGUUUGAUUAUUGCUAUAAACAUUGCAUUUGUACUUUUGAUGUAUUUUAAUUUUUGAUUACUCUUACUUGUUGUUUUCGUUGCAAAAGUUCGUGCAUAGUUCAGGCUGUAAUGUCUGCUCUAACUGAGGACAUAGUUUUGUCCAGAUCGCGAGCAACCUCUCUUCUGAAAGUUAGAAAACUAAAUUGCUGGGGAAGUGGUCUGUCUGAUGUGUCAAUAUUAAAAAGAAUGCCAAAUGUUGAAAUUGUAACUUUGAGUGUUAAUGAGAUCAGCAGCCUUAAAGAUUUUGCAAAUUGUCGAAAACUAAGAGAGCUUUACUUGCGUAGAAACUGUAUCAUUGAUAUUAAAGAAGAAGUACAAUACUUAAAAGAUUUGCAUUUAAAAGUUUUAUGGCUGUCUGAUAAUCCUUGCUCACAAGUAAAUGAUUACAGAUCUACCAUUAUCAAAAACCUCCCAGGCAUAGAAAAAUUGGAUAAUAUAGUGAUUUCUCGUGAUGAAGUAAACAAUUGUUUGGCUGAUGCGAAUGACUCUGAAGUUUGGUAUGAGGACACACCUGAGCCUGAAUUUGAGGAUGUGACUGAAUCUGCUAUCUCGGGAAAUUUGAAUGAAAAAACCAGCACAAAAUCACUUCUCAAUGAAACAAACAAAUUACGCGAACAACUUGGCUUACAACCUCUUGCUAUAGACGAUAUUUCUCAGUCAAAUAUUCAAGAUUCUUUAACUCAGCGUUUAGAGAAGAAACGUCCAAUGGAUAGUUGUGAUACCAACUCAGCUGCUUAUCACGAAUCUUCGUCAAAAAGUUUCAAGGGCAAAAGUUCAAAUUUGCUGUCAGCAGUCACCUUAUUACUUAACGAUAUGAAUGAAGACGAACUCAAUGCUCUACAAAAAGAAGUAGAGCAGAAAUUGUGGACAAUUCGCGAAAAAACUUCAAGUAUGAAACACAAAGAGCUCAUUAAAUCAUCAAGUUAACGUGGUUAGUACAGUUGUUCGACAUACUACUAUUCAUACACUGAAGGUAGCUUUAUCAAAUAAAGUAAUAUAUAUCCAGAAUCAUAUUCCUGAAAGCUGCGACAUUUUCUUAGCUUAUGAAAACUCUUUAUCUAUUCCCUUAACCCCUCUCCCCGAUUCUCAUGACUAUGUUCUAUUGUUUAUUACUAUAUAAGGAAAAAGUAUAAAGAUCUAGUCCCGGUAACAAUCUUAAUAUACUUUUAAAACGUUGCAGAUACCAUUGUGUAUUGUAAUGUUUGUAGAAUUGUUUGAAAAAAUAAUUUAAUGAUAUAAAAAUUAGUUAAAAAGCUUCAUGUUUUUUCAGCGAAAUUCUCUUCAGGUUUCGUCUCUGUCAUAAAGAAAAUUUAUAUAAUUAGCAGCAAAUGAUACUAAAAACAAGGAUUAUACGAAUAGUACAAAUUGAAUUGUAGGCAGAAUAACCAGAUGCAUAUUUUCUUUCAAACGCGAUAAUUGAGCGGAUUUUGAUGUAUCAGGACCUCUAUCUUUAUCAUAAUCGCAAUUUUCGUUUUUUAAUGUCGCCUAGCAAUGGCUAGUUUAUUUUCAACAGUAGCAUUUUCAGAGAAAGCAACAAUAUUAUUUGUGAAGGAAAUCCCUGAGAUAUAUCUGUAUGGCAUUAAUUAGCCAUGUUAGUGUCAUUCUAGCAUUACAGGUGAGAAAGAAUUUUACUGUAAAUACUGGCAGAUUUAUUUAUCAGUUUUUAUUAGAACAGACCUGGGACCUGAAGAGAAAUCUGUCAUAAAUAAUUCAUCGUGGUUUAACUACCAAACUAAAAACUUGAAAGUAUAUUCUAAGAAAAUAUUAAAAUGUAAGUCGUUUCUAAUUGUAAAAUGUACUAGUAAUUAAAAUGUAGAUAUUUUGAAACUGUUAAUUCCUUUAAAAAAGAAUUAAAAUUGCAUGAUCAUAUGGAAGGUAACUUUGGAAAGCAGUAAAACUCCUUUGUUUUAUAUUGCUUGGUGAUAGCCAACACAUACAAAUACAAAAAACAGAGACAAUUGAAAUAGGUUUAAUGUUUUUAGUUACUUAUACGUAGUUACAACGGAACACGUCAACCUAAAGGCAACAAAAUAUAAUUUCCUUGAAUGAAUAUUUACUCAACUCAA
Messenger RNA from Xenia sp. Carnegie-2017, 2188 nucleotides. Its product is annotated as cilia- and flagella-associated protein 410-like. Gene Ontology annotation, cellular component: U4/U6 x U5 tri-snRNP complex. Gene Ontology annotation, biological process: mRNA splicing, via spliceosome. The record is from RefSeq and is a predicted model, not a curated record. NCBI's taxonomy places the organism in Eukaryota, Metazoa, Cnidaria, Anthozoa, Malacalcyonacea, Xeniidae.